AUUUGGCCUUGUUAAUAGUGAGUUCACAGUAAGAAUGGAAGACCAAGAACAGGGGACCAAGUCAAGAGUUAUGAAGGUAGACUCUAUGGAAUCAUGGGAUUUCUAUGUUAAUCAAGCCACUGUUCAAGGAUGCCCUAUUGUGGCACACUUUACUGCUGCUUGGUGUAUUCCCUCUUUGGCAAUGAACCCUUUUAUGGAGGAGUUGGCUUCUAUGUACCAAAAUACUAUAUCUUUUCUCACAAUUGAUGUGGAUGAGGUCAAGGUCCAACGUGAAAUGCUAAGUCAAAGAAGGCGCGGUACAAUCUUUCUCAAGAGUAUCAUACGGAUUCUUCCCUACUUCGAUCCUCCGUUACGUAUUUUCGCAAAAGAGAAUCGGUUCAGGUGGUUUCGUAGCAGACAGUGUUGGCCGCAGCUAGUGGCGCAUCCUCUUUUCAGCCGACUUGGUGAGCCCCACUUCAUUUCGGGGUCCUGUAUCAUCUGUUCAUCAUGUACUUGUAUAUUUAGGUAUAGUCAGAUCCUUGUUGCCGGCAUUUUCAUAUUUCUAAUGAAUACUGCUUCGAAAAAUAUUGUUGCUGAGCUCAAAAAAGGGUUGAAACUCAAUGGUGACAACUAUGAAACCUGGAGCUUGAAAGCCCAGUAUAUGCUAGAAGAGCAAGAGGCUCAGGAGGCUUUUAAUAAUGUCAUGAAUGAGCCUGCGCAGCGUAGGCGUGAGCGUGAAGCUUACGACGGUUGGAAGAAAAAUUAA
Molecule: messenger RNA, 745 nt
Organism: Nicotiana attenuata
Lineage: Eukaryota; Viridiplantae; Streptophyta; Magnoliopsida; Solanales; Solanaceae
Exons: 3
Coding region: 35-745 (236 amino acids)
Source: RefSeq, a predicted model, not a curated record